This is a messenger RNA of Prosopis cineraria, 1659 nucleotides long. RefSeq names its product MICOS complex subunit MIC10-like. The transcript has 3 exons. Gene Ontology annotation, cellular component: MICOS complex; mitochondrial inner membrane; mitochondrion. Bases 97 to 525 code for a protein of 142 amino acids. NCBI's taxonomy places the organism in Eukaryota, Viridiplantae, Streptophyta, Magnoliopsida, Fabales, Fabaceae. The record is from RefSeq and is a predicted model, not a curated record.
GCUCUCGCUGGGUUGCCGCGCUGUGCUUGGAAAGAAACCCACAAACCUAACAAAACAGAGUAGCAAGCCGAUAGAGGAGGGGAAAAAGCUGCAGAGAUGGUUGCUCCUACCCAAAUAGCUGAUCACAGUGAAGUCAUUCAUCCACCACACGAUCUGAAUGCCAAAUGGGACGCUUGCCUUGAUUUUUCUAUCCGUCGCUUCCUCCAUUCUUCGUUAGCCGGUGCCUUUGGUGGUCUCCUCUUUUUCAGGAGUCCUGGGACUCGCUGGGCAUCAUUAGCUUUUGGUGCUGGAGUGGGAAUCGGAUCUGCAUAUGCAGAAUGUUCUUAUCUGUUCAAUGGAUCAUCUACCAAGCUAGUGUUGCCUAAGAUCUCAGAUCAGUGCACCCAAAAGAAAAUGUUAGCGCAAGGAACCACGGACUUGUGCUUGCCUCACACUUCAUUUGCAAAGGACAUUCAUGUGAGGGGGUUUGGUAGAGAUAUUUAUGUAGCCAUUGUUGAUGUCGUUUCUAAUAUCUUGCGCUUGUGAAGUGCAUCUUUCAAAGGAUUGUCAUUAUUCAUUUUAUAGUCAAACUGAAUUGAUAAAAAUAAUGUAUUAAGUAUAUUAGACUUGUACAUUUAGUUUGCUUUUCUGGCUAUCACCAAUCAUUAGAACCAAAGACAACAGUGAGGCAAGCUUUUAUUUAUUUAUUAUUAUUUUACAACACGGUGAGGCAAGUUUUUCAUUACAUUUCUUUCCUCUCUAUUUAAGCUCUUUUUUGUCAAUUACAUCCUAACCUCCUCCGAACUACUAAACAUAGACCUAUGAAAAUGCCUUCUUUUAUCGACUGAUAAAAAUUUAAUUUUCUCAUCAUUUAGCUUGCACGUGACAUUUUCUUUAUGCAUGUCCUUGAUUCUGUGUAUUCUAAAAUUUUGUCAUGUUUUUACUUGGUGGGCAAUGGAUCCUGUGCUUGUCACAAGCUAACAACCAGUGCCCUCUCGCAGUAAUUUGGAAAUUACGUUUAAGGGCUCAGAUCUUGAAAAGUUAGUUAUGCGAUCCUAAAAAUCAUAAUUAUUUUUAAGGAUUAAAGUCAAUAAGUUUUAUGGGACUUAUAAUUAAGUUUUAGGAAAAUCUAUAUCUAUCUGUAUAUCAUAUAAAUCUAGAGCAAGUUGCAUGUUCAUUUGACAUGAAUAGUAUGACUUACGUGGAGCUUAUUUGUGUCCCAUUCUAGUUAUUACUAAAUUUUAAGAAUGUUACAGUUCUAAGUACUAGUGUGGAUGUUGUGUGUUAUAACUCGUAAGGAGUUUGAAAAAAUGAUUCAUAGCUCAUGAAGGAUGCGAUUUGUUGUUUCAUUGCAUAUAUAUUUUCUUAAGAUUUAGUAAUUUUUCAUUGUACAAUGGCAUUGUACAAUCCAUAUAGCCGACCCCAUUUAGUAGGAUAAAGCUUAUUGCUGCUGCUGCUGUUGUUUAGUAAUUUUUCUUAAAGCCUUUCCUAAAAGCUGAUAAUAGUGUUGGUCGUUCCAAAUAAUGACAUAUUUUAAUGUUGUUUAGCUCAAUGUUGUUAUGAUCUGAGUUCUUAGAGCUAUUAUUUUUCCAAUACAAAAGAUGAAAAAAAGAUCGAUUAUCGAAUAUUCAUUGUUUGGGGAACCAACCAGCCAAUGUCAGACUGAUAAUUUAGCUCAUU